This is a messenger RNA of Staurois parvus, 252 nucleotides long. The record is from the annotation of a GenBank genome assembly. NCBI's taxonomy places the organism in Eukaryota, Metazoa, Chordata, Amphibia, Anura, Ranidae.
CCGAUCCUUACCUUGUCCUGCGAUCCCCCGAUCCUUACCUUGUCCUGCGAUCACCCAAUCCUUACCUUGUCCUGUGAUCCCUCAAUCCUUACUUUGUCCUGCGAUCCCCCGAUCCUUACCUUGUCCUGCGAUCCCCCUGAUCCUUACCUUCUCCAGCGAUCCCCCCCGAUCCUUACCUUGUCCUGCAAUCCCCCCGAUCAUUACUUUCUCCAGCGAUCCCCUGUACUGAAUGGGGGAUCAGCAGAACUGGGG